AUGUCUGAUGAUCAUCUAUCUCCAGAAGAUAUCAUACGCGCACGUCAACUAGAGCCCCUCCAUGAAGCAUGGUCAAACUGGCCUUCUGCUCAAACACUACCUCUCAUACAAGAUCUCGACCCUACCAUGCGCACCCUAGCAUCCGAAGAAUUCACCACCCUCACUAACACCCUCUCCACCCACAUCUUCAUAUCCUUCCCCUCUCUUCUCGUUCCUCCAUCGUCUCCGCGCGAUUCGCAUGCACUGCUGGAACUGAAAGCCGGCGUUGGAGGGUUUGAAGCGGCUCUAUUUCUGUUGGACCUUCUGCAGAUCUAUAUUCGAUUUGCUGGUUCAGUCUGGUGGCGAACACACAAAGCAAUGAAACACAGCGGGAGGAUGCAUGUGUUUAAAAGCGAAGUCGCUUAUGAUGCGCUGAGGUGGACGAGCGUUGUACAUUGUGUGUGGCGCGUCUACCAAAUUAUAUUGAGUACCUGCCUAAUCAACUCCAACCACUGUCCUCAGCACUUCAACAAAACAAAAUUUGUAGUCCGUCUCACCCAUACACCCACCGGUAUCAUCGUUUUCAUGCGAGACGAAUGCAGUCAACAUCAGCCCAACUGGCGUCGUGUUUUUCAAGUUCUUCGCACUCGUCUGACAGAGUCCAAGGUCGCCCAAGAUAUUGUCUCCCGCCGAGCUACCUGUUGGAAUCUGGUGCGCACCGCUGACCGCAGCGAGAAGAUUCGAACCUACACUUAUGCGCAGGAUCGCGUGACAGAUCAUCGGGUCAGUCUCUCCCGCAUGAACCUCACCGGCUUCCUGCAACUGUUGGGGCACGGUCGGACUCAGAUCAAGAGAAAAGAGCUCUUGAAUGAGUUCCUCGAGCUGUCGAAUGGUCAGUGCUACCGUGACCGUACGUUGCCGUACCAUUGGACUUACUUGGCGAUACCGUAUGGCGUUGUCACGUAG
This is a messenger RNA of Suillus paluster, 945 nucleotides long. Its product is annotated as peptide chain release factor 1. Gene Ontology annotation, molecular function: translation release factor activity. Gene Ontology annotation, biological process: translational termination. The record is from RefSeq and is a predicted model, not a curated record. NCBI's taxonomy places the organism in Eukaryota, Fungi, Basidiomycota, Agaricomycetes, Boletales, Suillaceae. The transcript has 6 exons. Bases 1 to 945 code for a protein of 314 amino acids.